GCGGGGGUUUUGGGGCCUGAAGAAGUGUCGUAGCGGCUGAGUUGUUCUUGCUGUUGACUCCGGUGUGAAUUUCUGUGCAGUCCCCGGAGGAUCUCAGAAGCUAAGGAGGCUGGUGCCUGAGGGAGAGAAUGGCGUUCUCGACCACAGUCUCGCAGAGAAAGCAUAUAAAACGGAAGGCUCCCCGGGGCUUUCUUAAGCGCGUCUUCAAGCGACAGAAGCCUCACCUUCGCCUAGAGACAAGUGGCGACUUAUUGGUGAGAUUCUGUCCCUUCUUUGGCUGGGAGUGGAGCAAGAGGGAGGUGCAUCUGAAUUGUUUACUGUUUGUUCAUCGGUUAGCAGAAGAGUCCAGAAUGAAUGCUUUUGAGAGUAAGUGUGGAGUCAUUAAAAAGGAGCAUGUACAGGCUGCAGCAAAGGUAAUUCUAAAGAAGAGCAGAGGUUAGAAGUCAAAGAACACAUUUUUGAAAAUUAUAUAAUGUAUUAUUUUAGGUGAUAACAGACCGUGAAAGUACUUUUUUACAUAUCCAUUAAGAUUGUGUAUUAUUAAAAUAUUAAAUAUUGACUAGUUGAGGGAUGUGUGUA
Molecule: messenger RNA, 579 nt
Organism: Neomonachus schauinslandi (Hawaiian monk seal)
Lineage: Eukaryota; Metazoa; Chordata; Mammalia; Carnivora; Phocidae
Gene: CENPW
Product: centromere protein W
Exons: 3
Coding region: 129-440 (103 amino acids)
Biological process (GO): mitotic cell cycle; chromosome segregation; kinetochore assembly
Cellular component (GO): nucleoplasm; kinetochore
Molecular function (GO): DNA binding; protein heterodimerization activity
Source: RefSeq, a predicted model, not a curated record